Messenger RNA from Odocoileus virginianus texanus, 5634 nucleotides. The record is from RefSeq and is a predicted model, not a curated record. NCBI's taxonomy places the organism in Eukaryota, Metazoa, Chordata, Mammalia, Artiodactyla, Cervidae.
UUGGAUCUAAACAGAACAUCGGUCUUUCAUAGCCCUUUUGGAUUUCUUAAUCUCCAGACAAUGCUGCUGGAUGAAUAUCAAGAGAGACUCUUCGUGGGAGGCAAGGAUCUUGUAUAUUCCCUCAGCUUAGAACACAUCAGCAGUGGCUAUAGAGAGAUACACUGGCCAAGUACAGCACAAAAAACAGAAGAAUGCAUAAUGAAAGGAAAUGAUGCUAAUGAAUGUGCAAAUUAUGUUCGGGUUUUGCAUCACUAUAACAGAACACAUCUACUGACCUGCGGGACAGGAGCUUUUGACCCACUCUGUGCCUUCAUCAGAGUUGGAUACCAUUUGGAGGCUCCCCUUUUUCACCUGGAAUCGCACAGAUCUGAGAGAGGAAGGGGCAGAUGUCCCUUUGAUCCCAGCUCCUCCUUCAUCUCCACUUUAAUAGGUAGCGAAUUGUUUACCGGACUCUAUAGUGACUAUUGGGGCAGAGAUGCUGCCAUCUUCAGGAGCCUGGGCCGACUGGCUCAGAUCCGCACUGAGCAUGAUGAUGAGCGCCUGUUGAAAGAACCAAAAUUUGUAGGUUCUUAUAUGAUCCCUGACAAUGAAGACCGAGAUGACAACAAAGUGUAUUUCUUUUUCACGGAGAAAGCCCUGGAGGCAGAAAACAGUGCCCAUGCAAUUUAUACCAGAGUGGGGCGACUCUGUGUGAAUGAUAUGGGAGGACAGAGAAUCCUGGUGAAUAAGUGGAGCACUUUCCUGAAAGCUCGACUGGUUUGCUCAGUACCGGGCAUGAAUGGGAUUGAUACAUAUUUUGAUGAAUUAGAGGAUGUGUUCUUGCUGCAUACCAGAGAUCAUAAGAACCCAGUGAUAUUUGGACUCUUCAACACUACCAGUAAUAUUUUUAGAGGCCAUGCUAUAUGUGUUUAUCACAUGUCUAGCAUCCGGGCAGCCUUUAAUGGACCAUAUGCACAUAAGGAAGGACCUGAAUACCACUGGUCGCUCUAUGAAGGAAAAGUACCUUAUCCAAGACCUGGAUCUUGUGCCAGCAAGGUGAACGGAGGGAGGUAUGAGACCACCAAAGACUAUCCCGAUGAUGCCAUCCGAUUUGCUCGAAGCCAUCCACUUAUGUACCAGCCCAUAAGACCUGCCCAUAAAAAGCCAAUACUAGUGAAAACAGAUGGAAAGUAUAACCUGAAGCAAAUAGCGGUGGAUCGAGUAGAAGCUGAGGAUGGCCAAUAUGAUGUCUUGUUCAUUGGGACAGAUAAUGGAAUUGUGCUGAAAGUGAUCACGAUUUACAACCAAGAAACAGAAUCAAUGGAAGAAGUAAUUCUAGAAGAACUUCAGAUAUUCAAGGAUCCAGUUCCUAUUAUUUCUAUGGAGAUUUCAUCAAAGAGACAACAGCUCUAUAUUGGAUCUGCUUCUGCUGUGGCCCAAGUCCGAUUCCACCAGUGUGACAUGUACGGAAGUGCCUGUGCAGACUGCUGCCUGGCUCGAGACCCUUACUGCGCCUGGGAUGGCAUCUCCUGCUCUCGGUAUUACCCGACAGGCACACAUGCAAAACGGCGGUUCCGCAGACAAGAUGUUCGGCAUGGGAAUGCAGCUCAGCAGUGCCUUGGGCAGCAGUUUGUCGGGGAUGCUUUGGAUAAAACUGAAGAGAGAUUGGCCUAUGGCAUAGAGAAUAACAGUACUUUGCUGGAAUGUACCCCACGAUCUUUACAAGCAAAAGUUAUCUGGUUUGUACAGAAAGGACGUGAUGCAAGAAAAGAGGAGGUGAAGACAGAUGAUAGAGUGGUUAAGAUGGACCUUGGUUUACUCUUCCUAAGAGUACGCAGAAUGGAUGCUGGGACCUAUUUUUGCCAGACAGUAGAGCAUAGUUUUGUUCAUACAAUCCGUAAAAUCACCCUGGAGGUAGUGGAAGAGGAGAGAGUGGAGGAGAUGUUUAACAAAGACUUUGAAGAGGAUAGACUUCAUAAGAUGCCUUGUCCAGCUCAGAGCAUCAUCCCACGUGGGACAAAACCAUGGUACAAGGAAUUCUUGCAGCUGAUUGGUUAUAGCAACUUCCAGAGAGUGGAAGAAUACUGUGAAAAGGUAUGGUGCACAGAUAAGAAGAGAAAAAAGCUUAAAAUGUCCCCGUCCAAGUGGAAGUAUGCCAACCCACAGGAAAAGAAGCUCCGUCCCAAAACUGAGCACUAUCGCCUGCCAAGGCACGCUCUGGACUCCUGAUGGGGUGAAACCUUCUACUGGCUUCUGAAAAAUUUAUAUUUAGAAACUAAAAAAAAAAAAAGAGAGAGAGAAACCAUAUACUUUCUUUGCAUUGCUUAAAAAGAGUUUUCUGUAAUAUAGAAAGGACUAUAGAGGUGAUAUCAUAAAUUGUUCUAUAUACUCAUUUGACAGGUUAACCUCUCAUAAAAUUAACUAAUUUUUUUUAAAACCAUGGAUUUCUCAAUGAUUUCACAUUCUGUUUAUCAAAAGAUGACCAUAGCUGUAGCUUUGAGUAGUUGGCUGCUUUUCCAUGGCAGUUAUUAUUUUACUCUUAAGAUUAAUGCAAUAUUGCUGAAAAAUUAGAUAUUUUCAUAAUCAUGGCAAAAAUAAAUGUUUUAAUCUUUAUGAAUUUUGCCUUUCCACCACAAUGUAAAAUAUGUAGAUUAUCACAUACUUUAACAUUCUCAUGUGAACCAUCUGUACUCUUUUAAAUAUUAAUGUAGUAGUGUUGUGUCUAAGCCAUGAGCUUUAUGAAGCAGGUCUGUUGUAAUUAUUGUAAACUAUGAAAGAAAAAUUGUGGUCACUUUGAGGCUUGUGUCCUUCCUAAACCGUUCAAUAAUAAACCACAUUCACAAUAGUUCUGUUUCAGAAGGAAAACACAUUCUUUGAAUUUCACUCCAGGGCAGAAAGAAGAAAGUUAAUAUAACAUCUCAAAGACAGCAAAGAAUGUCAAGACAGAUGGAGUGACAGAAAACAUUUUUGCUGCCCUCUUGUGGUAGAAUGGGUAUAUUCUCACUUCUUUUUUUAAUUCUAUGGAUUGUCCAGUAAAGAUUAGAACCACUUUUUCAGUCAACACAUCUAGGUCAUUUUCAGGGAAAAAAAAAAACUAAAGUAAAAAUGUGAUUCUUAUAAUACAAUGUUUAUGAAUAAUUUAUUACCUCACAAACCAAAAAUGAAGUUAUUAAAGCACUGAAGCCCUAUUAAAACUUAUAUUGUAAAGAUUAUUUAAAAAAAUAAUCUUCCCAGAAAUCUAAAAGCUAUUCCAAGAAACAUGUUUUAUUUUUAAAAAAGUAAAAUAUUCUGCACUCAGAUAUCAAUAUUUCCUUUUAAUUUUAUAUUAAAUAGGGAAGUUGUUUCAUGAGGUUCAAUUAACUACCAUGAUGUUUAGAGCAUUUUUACUUGUUUCUUAUAAAUAUUAUCAGAGGUUUUUAUAUUUGAAAAUGAUUAUUUCCUGAAGUUUUUUCUCUUAUUUUAUUUAGCUGUUAAUUUUCUGAAGUGUGAAAUUCUGAGAGUUUUCAUUUAACUAAAACUGAAUGCAAGUGAAUUACACAUAAUAAUUAUGAAUAUUUAUUUAAAUUUAAGUUUGAAUGACAUUAUUCUCAGUUUUCAAAAUUAGCUUAUAGGCUAUAGUUGAUAAUGUGAUGUUUUGCAAUUUCAUUCAAGAAUUAAUAAAUUUAAGAAAGUUUGGAAAGUUCAUUAAAUAAGUUGCCAAGCUCCAAAAGUCCUAAAGGAAACAAAUAUAUUAGAAAUUAACAUUCUCUGAAAUGCGCAGUUGUUAUUUACCUAAAAAUCCACUGGAGGUCAUUACUGUCCAUUUCAGUAUAAGGGAAAGCUGUACGCGUUUCAAUAAAGGCCUACCCAGGGUGGAGAAAGAGAACCUUAACCCCAGACCCGAGGGUCCUUAGCAAAGUUUGUGUCUGCAGUACUCAAAGUGAACAGAUAAGGCAAAGCACCAUUGAAAAUAUUGUUCUAUUAACACAAGAGAAGGGAAGGAGGAUUUUCUCCUGUAUUCAGUUGUUUUUUUUUAAAGUAAGGCAGGUACAGUAUAAGUGGCUAUCACUUUCAUCUCAAUAACACACCCAAAAGCAGUUAAUGAGAGCAGUGAUGUUAAUAGUAAACCAAAAUAUUUUGUAGCUGAAGAAAUAAAACUGAGGAAAAUAACCUUUCUGUUAUGUAACUCUUAAGAAUUAAAUGACUCUACAACCUGUUUUAACUAAAAUGAGAUGAUUAUUUUAAUAAGACCAAAAAAAAACCUUUUUAAUAUGCUGAUAGAAGUCUGAUAAGAAAAUUUUGAGGACACAAGUUCACAAUUUAGGGAGAGGACUAAAUUUCAUAUAUACUUAUUUUUCCACCUUCUUACUUUCUGUCUGUCUGCCACCCUUUUUUCCUUCCUGUAUUCUCCCCCAUACAUGAGUGCAGGUAUACUGUCUCACAAACACACACACACACACUCACACACACUCUUUUAAGAUACUGCCUUCUCAAAAGACAAACCAGCAACCUAUGCUGUCCUGUCCUUCUUGAGAAUCUGAAACAUACCACAAAACACAUUCAGCCUUUUGUUCUGUUUGGCAUUAGAAAUCAAAUGUAGAAUCUCCUUUGAGAAAUGUGCAAACUUGGAAAAUCACAAGUGAAUUGAUCCUCUUUAUGCCCACUCAGGAAGGACACAUACUUAGUCACCUACCUUGACCCCUGCACAUUUUCCCCAGACAUCAUGCCCUCUGGGAACACAAGGUGAGAAAGAAUCAUAGCCACUCAUCCUAAGGGACAUCUCCAUGUAAGCCACUCUCCUGCUUCUUCGGAUGCCCUCUGUGGUAUUCUCUGGGAAGGGAGAGGACCUGUGAAUAGAAUGAGCUUUGGCAUAAAGUCAUGUGCACCUCAGUUUUCAGUCCUGUGUACCUGUUAAGCUAAAGAUGGAGAUUUGUUAGCUAGAAGGACUAUAACUUGAAUGGAAUUUACUUUAUGAUUUGUGAGAUCUCUUACACAUCUAGUCUUUUACAUUAAUGUUUUCUUUUGUGUUUAUACUGAAUAUUUCAGUGCAAAUUUAUGAAUUUGGAGAAACAGAUUAAAAAUAGAAGUAAACUCUAAUACAAGCUCUAGAAAAAAAAGGGAACAGAAAGUCUUUGCCUGCUAAGUAACUGGCAAUUCUAUAUACAUAUAUAUGUAUAUAUAUAUAUAUAUUAGAGUCUUUUUUCCUUCCUAAAGUUAGUUAAAUACUUAGGAGAUUUUUAUCGAGUGUUUAAUAUUUACUAUAGGGUAUAGGGUUUUGUAAAUCCUCAUAGUGAUUAUGAACAUUUGUAAAACUUGUAAAAUAGAGUAAGUCGUUUUGAGUGCUUGUGUUAAGCAUGAAUCAAACACAGCAGCUGUUGUCCUUAAAAUGCAUUGUUUUCAGCUUGACAGAUACAUUAAAAUAUUAAAAAUAAUUACCUAGCCUUAAAUAGGUAUUUGAGAUCCCAGGAAAAAGUGCCACAGUCAUGAUGACAGUAGGGAGUUGAUGUUCUUUUUCUUACCAUAGAGGAUCACGUUGAAUUACUUCUUCAAAUACAGUGCUCAUUUUUCAGGCCAACAACUGUUGCAUUUGAAUCAGAUAUAAAUAAUCGAUUUUCAAUGAACACUUUUGACUGUAGUAUGCUAUUUAAACUGGUACGUUUAUUUUUCUUGGGAAGA